Molecule: messenger RNA, 816 nt
Organism: Impatiens glandulifera
Lineage: Eukaryota; Viridiplantae; Streptophyta; Magnoliopsida; Ericales; Balsaminaceae
Exons: 2
Coding region: 1-816 (271 amino acids)
Cellular component (GO): membrane
Source: RefSeq, a predicted model, not a curated record
AUGGGGAUUCUUCUUCUUCUUCAUGAUGGAAGACUUUCUAUAAUUCUUUCUUUGGUGUUCCUUUUUUGGUUAUUACCAAAUCUGAGAGGUCAACCUCAACCGCCUAAUUCUUCACCUGGUUCUCAAAUGAUCCUAGACGCACUUCUCCAAGACUAUGCAUAUCAAGCACUUGUUCAUCCAAAAACCGGCAUUGCUUAUGAAGGGACAGUUCCAUCUAAUUUGACCGGGAUUCAAGUAUCAGGAAUGAGGGUUAGGCGUGGUAGCCUAAGAGCCAGAGGUAUAAAAACAUACAAAGAGUUUGAAAUUCCAAUGGGUCUUAUCGUGCAGCCAAAUGUGGAGAGGCUUGUUUUGGUUUACCAAAACUUAGGCAAUUGGUCUGCCUCAUACUAUUCAUUAUCAGGCUACACUAACUUGACUCCGGUUCUUGGCCUACUCUCUUACGAUGCUUCCAAUUUAUCUGCCAAGAACUUACCUGAAUUGAAUCUCAUGGCAGCUGGUCAACAACCCAUCACUAUAAGAUUCUCAGAGGUGGGAUCUGUUCCACAAGGAUCUGUUUCCAUGUGCGUUUGGUUUGAUUUACAAGGCUUAGUGACUUUCAGCAAUGUCGUUUCAGGCGGUUGUGUAUUGUUAGUUUUGACGGCGUCUAUGGGUGUAUGGGUUAGAAAUUACAGAAGGAAGAAGAAAAUGAGAGGGAUGGAGAGAGCAGCUGAAGUAGGGGAAUCGUUGAGUAUGAAGACGGUUGGGAAUGUAAAAGCUCCAGCUGCAAUGGGUACACGAACUCAACCUGCAAUUGAGCAUGAAGCUUACCCUUCUUAA